UAAUGAAAAAAUAUUUGGGUUAUGCAGACAUAUGUAAUAAGCAAGAUGCAGAAACUGACAAAAGAAGGAUUACAGCGAACAGACAAGAGAAUUGGUCUCAUGAAUGAAGUAUUGGCUGCGAUGGACACAGUAAAAUCUUAUGCAUGGGAGAAUAGUUUCCAAUCUAAGGUUCAGGGUGUUCGGAAUGACGAACUGACUUGGUAUAGGAAAGCACAAUUACUAGCAGCGUUGAAUAGCUUCAUUCUGAACAGUAUUCCUGUUGUGGUGAUUGUCAUCUCAUUUGGGGUAUUCUCGUUACUCGGAGGAGAUCUAACACCAGCAAGGGCAUUUACAUCUUUAUCCUUGUUCGCGGUGUUGCGUUUUCCGCUCUUCAUGCUUCCUAAUAUAAUAACACAGGUUGUUAAUGCAAACGUAUCGUUGAAACGUCUAGAAGAGCUUCUCUUAGCAGAAGAAAGAAUACUUCUACCCAAUCCACCUCUUGAGCCUGGACGUCCAGCCAUUUCAAUCAAGAAUGGAUGCUUUUCAUGGGAAUCAAAGGUAGAGAAACCAACAUUGUCAAAUAUCAACUUGGAUAUCCCAAUUGGUAGUUUAGUAGCUGUUGUUGGGGGCACUGGAGAAGGAAAGACAUCGCUAAUCUCAGCAAUGCUUGGAGAGGUUCCUUCCGUUUCGGAUUCAAUGGUUGUCGUAAGAGGAACAGUUGCUUAUGUACCACAAGUUUCAUGGAUUUUUAAUGCAACAGUACGUGAAAAUAUACUGUUUGGUUCUGCAAUUGAUGCUGCAAGGUAUGAUAGGGCCAUCGAUGUGACGGCAUUACGGCAUGACCUUGAAUUGCUUCCGGGUGGUGAUCUCACUGAAAUUGGUGAACGGGGUGUGAAUAUUAGUGGAGGGCAGAAGCAACGAGUAUCCAUGGCUAGGGCUGUUUAUUCCAAUUCAGAUGUUUGCAUAUUUGACGAUCCAUUAAGUGCUUUGGAUGCUGAUGUAGGCCGCCAGGUUUUUGAAAGGUGCAUCAAGGGAGAACUGAAAGGAAAGACCAGAGUUUUAGUCACAAACCAGCUACACUUCCUGUCACAAGUAGACAGAAUCAUACUGGUGCAUGAUGGUAUGGUGAAAGAGGAAGGAACCUUUGAAUAUCUCUCAAAUAAUGGGGUACUAUUUCAGAAGCUGAUGGAAAAUGCGGGGAAAAUGGAAGAGUAUACAGAAGAAAAGGAAAACGAUGACAAUGACAAAUCUUCAAAACCUGUUGCUAAUGGUGAGACCAAUGGGGUAUCUAAGGAAGUUGGAAAAGAUAGUAAGAAAGGAGGAAAAUCUGUUCUUAUUAAGCAGGAGGAACGGGAAACUGGUGUAGUGAGCUGGAAUGUUUUGGCGAGGUAUAAAAAUGCUUUGGGAGGUUCUUGGGUGGUUGUGAUACUAUUUUUGUGCUAUUUCUUGAUAGAAGCUCUCCGUGUUGGGAGUAGCACAUGGUUAAGUUUUUGGACUGAUCAAAGCAGUUCGACGAGAUAUAGUGCUGGCUUCUACAAUCUGAUUUAUUCGCUUUUAUCUCUUGGUCAAGUUAUGGUAACUCUCACGAAUUCAUUUUGGCUGAUCACGUCAAGCCUUUAUGCUGCCAGGAGGUUGCAUGAUGCUAUGCUUAAUUCUAUUUUAAGAGCUCCAAUGGUCUUCUUUCACACAAAUCCACUGGGGAGGAUUAUCAAUAGGUUUGCCAAGGAUCUAGGGGACAUAGAUAGAACUGUUGCACCCUUUGUAAGCAUGUUCCUGGGCCAGGUGUUUCAGCUUAUCUCAACAUUUGUCCUGAUUGGUAUAGUGAGUACCAUGUCUUUAUGGGCAAUAAUGCCGUUGUUGGUCUUGUUUUACGGAGCCUAUUUGUAUUAUCAGAGCACUGCUCGUGAGGUGAAGCGCUUGGAUUCCAUCUCCAGAUCUCCUGUCUAUGCACAAUUUGGUGAAGCGCUAAAUGGUCUUGCAACUAUUCGUGCAUAUAAAGCUUAUGAUCGAAUGGCCAACAUCAAUGGGAAGUCAGUGGAUAACAAUAUUAGGUUUACACUUGUGAACAUGGGCGGAAAUCGUUGGCUUGGGAUCCGUCUCGAGACUGUGGGGGGUCUUAUGAUUUGGCUUACAGCAACAUUUGCUGUAGUUCAGAAUGGAAGGGCAGAAAACCAGCAGGCCUUUGCCUCAACAAUGGGUUUGCUUCUCAGUUACGCCCUAAAUAUCACAAGCUUGUUAACUGCUGUACUGAGACUUGCAAGUUUGGCUGAGAAUAGUUUAAAUGCUGUCGAGCGAGUUGGAACGUAUAUAGACUUACCAUCAGAAGGUCCCGCCAUAAUUGAGGGCAGCCGUCCUCCUCCUGGAUGGCCUUCAGCAGGAUCCAUUCGAUUUGAGAACGUUGUCUUACGUUACAGGCCCGAACUUCCUCCUGUUCUGCAUGGUAUAUCCUUCACAAUUCCUCCGAGUGACAAAGUUGGAGUAGUUGGCAGGACUGGAGCUGGAAAAUCUAGCAUGUUUAAUGCUUUGUUCCGACUUGUGGAACCUGAAAGAGGAAGGAUAUUAAUUGAUGAUUGUGAUGUUUCAAAGUUUGGACUGACAGAUCUUCGGAAGGUUCUUGGUAUUAUACCGCAAGCACCAGUUUUGUUCUCAGGGACCGUGAGAUUUAACCUUGAUCCAUUCAAUGAGCACAAUGAUGCUGACCUCUGGGAGUCUUUGGAAAGGGCGCACCUAAAGGAAGUUAUCAGGAGGAACUCUUUGGGUCUCGAUGCCGAGGUGUCGGAAGCUGGAGAAAAUUUCAGUGUUGGACAAAGACAGCUUUUAAGUCUUGCUCGAGCAUUGCUUCGCCGGUCAAAGAUUCUUGUUCUUGACGAAGCAACUGCUGCUGUUGAUGUCAGAACUGAUGCUCUUAUUCAAAAAACUAUACGCGAAGAAUUUAAGUCAUGCACCAUGCUCAUCAUUGCUCACCGUUUGAACACUAUCAUCGACUGUGACAGAAUUCUUCUGCUUGAUGCUGGUCAGGUACUGGAAUAUGAUACUCCAGAAGUAUUGUUACAAAAGGAAGAAACUGCUUUUUCUAGGAUGGUUCAGAGUACAGGAGCUGCAAAUGCUCAAUACUUACGAAACUUAGUAUUAGGAGGGGAAGAGGGUAACAGUGUAGGGAGGGACAAACAGCUAGAUGGGCAAAGGAGAUGGCUUGCCUCUUCACGUUGGACUGCUGCAGCACAGUUUGCACUAGCUGUUACACUUACUUCAUCCCAAAAUGACCUUGUGCAGUUAGAAAUUGAGGAUGAGGAUAAUAUCCUGAAGAAAACAAAGAAUGCCGUAAUCACUCUGCAGGGAGUAUUAGAGGGUAAGCACGACAAAGAAAUCGAAGAUACCCUGGAUCAGUACCAGGUUUCCAGAGACAGAUGGUGGUCUUCUUUAUACAAGAUGGUUGAAGGUCUCGCGAUGAUGAGUAAGCUGGCGCGCAAUAGACUUCAUCAAGCAGAACUUGAGGUUGAAGAAAAAGCAAUUAACUGGGAUCGCGCUGAGAUGUAGAAGUCUUCCAGCUGCAGCAGAUAAUGGAAUGGACCUUUUUUACCUUAUUUUAUUAGAUUUCACAGAUUUUUGGUUCUGCCCCCUUUAUCCCAUGAGAAAUUUUUGCUGUGCCUUUUCUGAAGAUGAUGAUAAGGUUUGUUGUAAAAUUAAGGAGAAAUGUAAUUUUGAAUGCAACUACCACAGAUACAGGGAAAUGGCAUAAGAGUGGCUUUUUGUUAUAAGAGAUCUCCUAGUUCUGUGCUGCA
Messenger RNA from Nicotiana tabacum (common tobacco), 3761 nucleotides. The record is from RefSeq and is a predicted model, not a curated record. Lineage: Eukaryota; Viridiplantae; Streptophyta; Magnoliopsida; Solanales; Solanaceae.